AAGUCGUGGCCGCCUGGAACGAACAGUGCGUGGUUCGACGCAGCUGUUUGGUUCUUGAUCCCGACUCUGAGUUUUGGGGCUUUCUGCGGUGACGUUGAGUUUGGACGCGGUGAGCUGUUGACGGUUGUGAGCGAAGUCUGCGUAUUGAGCUGAAGCCUUAAGGGAGCUGGGAAAGGGGCUGGCCUGGCUGUGCGCUGUGGUUGAUGUUCAGCUGGGUAUGAAAUUGGAACUCGAGUGCGCUGCAGAUGUUAUCUUUGGAUUUCAGUUUCUUCCUCGCUGACUGUAACUAUGAAAAUCUCUCUGCUUUUCCUGUGUGUUUACUGAAUGACAUGAGUCAGUUAAAUAUUAAAGCAGUGAGUUCAGCCUCCACCCUGGGAUGGACCCCGACAAGGAAAUGCCAAACAACUUGUAGUAGAAAACCGCGCGUUUCCUGAUGGACUGCCGGGCGGCGAUUCCCCUUCAGCCCCGAGUCGGGCUGCCGGGGCGAGGACGCGGCGCUGCCUGCGCCCGUCAGACGCGCAGCACGAAAAGCCUCAGUGUAAAUACUCCCGGGAUGCAGGGAGCGAGGGCAGUUUUCUUCCAAGACGCAAAUGGACCAUUUUCCUCUAAAAAACAAACAACAUUUUGGCUGAACAAAUGGAACUGAGCUUUUUAUUAAAAGCAUAUACCUCCCCUUGUCUGCUUCAGUAAGGGGCUUUGAAACUUGAAAGAACUCCUUUGCUUGCAAAAUAGCUGACUUAAGUCAUUCCAAUAGCAUUUAUCAUCUUACUUUUUGCUCCUUGGUAUUGGAGAGCUUGGAGCUUUCUUUUUUCUUUUCUUUUUUUUUCUUUUUUUGAAGGAAAGUAUUAAGAAAAGUGGUUCAAACCCUGCAUGCUUUUUGCCCAGAUGGAGAGCUAGGCUGAGCCUCUCAAGCUCAUGCUAAAGUUGAUGGAAAGAUUCCCGUUUAUCUUGGUGGGAACUGCCCUGCCCGCAAGCUCGAGCCGAUUCCUGCUCGGACGCACAGGAAGGCUGGAGAGUCGGUUAUCAAAAGCAGCUUUAAUAAACUGGCAAGCGAGAAAAUGAUUCAGGGACUUUUAAAGGGCCUUAGGAACAUCUUCUCGCAGCGCGGGCUCGAAGGCGGUUUGGGCCGUGGCGGGGCGCGCUGCCGUUUCCGUAACGCGAGGGCUGGCUGCCGAAGGCGGCGCGCGGGGUCGAGACGCCAGCAAAGCGCCGUCCCCCCUCCGAGGUGUUCGCCACGAAAGGAGCCUUUCUGACAGAGGAAGCUUUCGGUUGUGCAAGUCUUGCUUAAUUUUCAGGCCGCGAAAGAGCGCUGAUCCUUAGCCAAAAGAAGUGUUUUCGGGGGCUUCAACGAUCGCGUUCUCACUCUGGAUUUUUUUUCCCCCUCCUUCUGUAGUCUGGCCAAGCAUCCAGCUAGGAACAAGCCCUGAUUUCCUCUAGCUAUUUUAGUUUGACUCAGGCUUCGCCGAGCCUGAUGAAAGCGCAGUUCCGUGGGAACGUUUGACUCCUGUUGUGCAGCGGUGGCGAAACGAAAAGCGCUUCCUGAGAUGAGAUGGCCAAGGUUUGUUUGUGUGCAUCUACCGCCAGGAGACGGAGAUUGAGCGUUUCCCCCCGCACGCGCCCCCGUCUCUCCUGGAUUAAACAAACCUAAUUCUUUCAAUAUUUCUUCUUGGGUCUCCGUGCUGCCAGCGCCGGUCCCCAAGGCGGAGGCCCAGAGCUGCCAUGACGACAGGCGACUGCUGCCACCUCCCUGGCUCCUUGUGCGACUGCCCGGGAAGCGCCGCCCUGUCCAAGUCGGUGGAGGACUCCGACAUCGGGCGCCCGCAGUACGUCACUCAGGUCACCGCGAAGGACGGCCGGCUCCUCUCGACGGUGAUCAAGGCGCUGGGUGCGCAGAGUGAUGGUCCCAUCUGUCGAAUCUGUCAUGAAGGUGGAAAUGGGGAGGGACUGCUUUCCCCGUGUGACUGCACAGGAACACUGGGCACCGUGCACAAGAGCUGCCUGGAAAAAUGGUUAUCCUCCUCCAACACAAGUUACUGUGAGCUCUGCCACACAGAAUUUGUUGUAGAGAGAAGACCAAGGCCUUUGACGGAGUGGCUGAAGGAUCCUGGUCCCCGCAAUGAGAAGAGGACCCUGUUCUGCGACAUGGUGUGUUUCCUGUUCAUCACUCCCCUGGCAGCGAUCUCAGGCUGGCUGUGUCUUCGGGGAGCCCAAGAUCAUUUGCAGUUCAACAGCCGACUGGAGGCCAUUGGACUCAUAGCACUAACUAUAGCACUUUUUACAAUCUACGUCCUUUGGACACUGGUUUCGUUCCGCUACCACUGCCAGCUGUACUCGGAGUGGCGAAGGACCAACCAGAAAGUCCGCUUGAUGAUCCCGGCCUCGCGGAGCCCUCGCCCCGUGCCCCACUCCCUGCUCUCAGCCAAGCUCAUGAAGAAGUCUGCGGAUGAAACCACCGUCUGAGCCAUCCCUCGGCCGCUGCCUGCCGUGCCACGAGGCCGCGUCUACGGCCGGAGCAGGGGCAGCCCUUCGGCGCUGCCAGCAGCAAAGAGGCUCAGGUCUCCACGUGUGUGCUGGCAACGCGAUAGCUGCGGAGGCACUAGGAAGCAGUCAUCCCGCCCAAAGGGACUUUGCAGUUAGCACGUACUUUAUGCUACGGCAAACAGACAGAUGAUAAAAGUCUGUUGCGUGAAACGGCCCAAAAGAGCCAGAUGGCGAAUGUGCCUGUCUGCAGGGACGCUUUCCUAUAACUAAAUACCGUAGGUGAAAAAUCUCUCCCUCUAUAUAUGUAUAUCUAUAUAUAAUAUUAUUUUUUAAUGGCCAUGCAUAUUGUGUUUCGGUCCUUUGGUGUUGAUGUUCUAAGCUUCAGUAUAGAAGCUGGCAGCCUGAUCUCAUUCAGAGGUUAAAUCUAUGCCUUUUCACCAAGUGAGCAUUUAAAGAACACUUUUCUUUGACCGUUCUUGGAAGUCCCCUCCUCCUUUGCACUGAAUGGGUUUUGAUAAUAUUGCAGCAGCCUUUCCCGUUGCUCUCUGGUCUUUUUUGUGGUGUUUCUGUCCUUUCUAGGAAGUUGUGUGUUUUUAAUAAUUAUUAUAAUCCCAGAAGGAGUAAAAUGACAUAAUACUGAAUGGAGCCAUUUUGUAUUGUAAAAUAUGGUAAUUUUGAGAAUUUCAAAAGAGAAAAUCUUUUACUGUGCAGAUGUGAUCUCACAAAACACUUUCUUCCCAGAUCCCCAGGACGUGGAUGCGCUCAGCUCUUGUGUGAACAUCCUCCUAGCAAAGGCAGGGGGAGGAUCUGUGGGUAGGAAGCGAUGGCUUGUACUAGCUAAGCUCGCCAUUGCCCUUCGCUGUUAAAACGCUAGGAAAGGACCUUUUCUGACCCCAAGAGGUGAGAGUUGGAGUCUCUGUUUGCUGAUGUCCUUUCACUAUCUUGAGGCUGGACCUCUCGUUACUCAAUUAACGCAUACCUUACCAGGGCAGGCCGGACGCAGCAGUCGCUCGGCAGGACGCAGGCAGCCUCGGCUGCCUCUCUGCGUUUUACUUGCACAUUCCUUGGCAAAAGCUAGAGGAGCUGCUGUGGUUUAGUUCAUCGCUGAAACCGCUGCCUGCCUGUUAGCUGUGUCCACUAGCGAAAUGCCCCAAGUUCACUAGUUGCUGGAGGAGAACAGGCUCUGGGUCCCUUCUCCUGCAGGACCAGCGCUCCUCUUCUUCCUCCGUCCAUCUGCAUCCACCUAGCUGAGAAACCCCUCCGUCUUGGAGGGGCCGAUCUGCCAAAGGACUUCAGCACCUAACGUAGAGUCUGUCCCUCUUCCUGACUUUGUCUCUUGUCCCUGCCUCUCCACCACUUCCCCGCCGUGCCAGAUGCUGCCCGUGUUUGGUGCCGUGCUCUCCAGAGCCUUGCUGGCAGAGUGGGCUGUAAGGAUGCCCGCACUGGCGCUGUCCCGCUGAGCGCUCCGGAGUUACGUGCUGCUGCUCGACGCAAGCCUCGGCUCGGACUCCCGCACCGGUGAGGGUGGUGGCAGGGAGAAGGUAGACUCCAGCGCUGCACCUGUCCUUGUGGUGGGUGAUGGCUGUGCCCCAUGGUCCUCCGCUCCCCCUUGCUGAACGCAGGCGGAUCAGUCUGGUGGCUUGUUAGACUGAGGCCUGUAGUUUCUUGAAUUCAGAGCUCCACGUGCCAUUCCUGCUCCUCUCUAGCUGCAAAGCUGCAUGCUUUUCCUUAGAUGAUCUCUAUUCCUUUUUCCUUUUCCCCUACCUGACCCUACACGGGAAGCCCCUGGUGGGCAUGAACAGCAGUGGCCAGUGGCCUGUCUCCCCAGCAGGACUGCUCCAGCCCCAGGGCCUGCGCCCACUUUCCUCCUCUAUCUCCUGUCCCAGGCUUAUUUGCGUGACUCAGUGGUAUCCCAGCACGUUUUGCAGCAAGCUGUCGGCCCGGCCUUGGGCUUGCAAACGCUGGUGCAGUUUGCUCUCUGCUCUGAGCAGAAGGGUCAGAUCACGUGUUUGAUCCCAGGAACAAACGUUUUCUGCCACAGCUGCUCCCCUCUCUCUGCCAGGCCCCUAGGAAGGUCUGGUGUCUUCCCUUUCACCACUUACCUGAGGGCACCUUCCUUUCUUUCCUUUCCUCCUUUUUCUCCGUAAUUUGGGAUGACUUGGCCCCCGUUGCUCCUGGAGGCUUACAGUAGGGAGAGGCCUCUUCAGUCCAGCUACAAUCGUGGUCGCUGCACAGCAGUAACGUCCUACCGGCACGCGUUUCAAAUCAGCUUUUGCGGAGUGGCUAUUCCUGCUCCUAGCAGCUUCAGCGUGCUGCUCCCCAGUCCGCAAAGGUUUGCGCGUGUGCUGGGGCCGUGCAGCAGGCCCCUCUGCCCGCCAGCUGGGCCGCUGCAGGGGCUCAGCCCUGCUUCCCAGCACUGCAGCUCCUGCACGGGCGCUGCCUCCCUCCCCAAGCCCCUUCCGCUGGCAGUGAGCGCUGCGUUGCCGCUCUGUGGCUGGUGCUUGGUCCGCCCCCGAUUCAGCCCUUCCCCAUCAGCACUCGUGACACCAGGAUAUUUCCACUGCAACAGAACUGUUGGGGUCUUGUUCAACCUUCCCAGCCCUGGCUGCCUCCUAGGAGCUUGGUCUUCUGACGCAUCUAGUUCUGGCAGGUAUCUGAGGAUGUUCAUUCCCACGCUGCGUUCCCGUAGUAAAGAGUUAAUGGAGCCAAUGUUUCAAUGGUGAAACCUGGUGUCGAUCCAAAUAUGCAACUGCGAAAGCCGGAAGUCCCUGGCUGGGGCAGACAGGGCCUGGCCUUGUGCUGCUGCAGGGCUGUGGCUUCACUCUCUGCUUCAUAGUCUCUGUCACAGCUGCCAAUAAUUGGAGUUGUUGCAUGUGCCCCUGCAACAGCUGAUAAUGACUCUUUGAGCAUUCUCCUUCCCAGAGGAGAUGCUCAGCUCUGGUGGAUGUCUCUAACCUGCCACCUUCCAGUGUCAUGAGAAAACGGGCCGUGCAAUUAUGUAAAUAAAAGCGAGACAAGC
Rhea pennata is the source of this 5500-nucleotide messenger RNA. RefSeq names its product membrane associated ring-CH-type finger 2 (gene MARCHF2). Gene Ontology annotation, molecular function: zinc ion binding; ubiquitin-protein transferase activity. Gene Ontology annotation, biological process: protein ubiquitination. Bases 1720 to 2460 code for a protein of 246 amino acids. The transcript is spliced from 5 exons. NCBI's taxonomy places the organism in Eukaryota, Metazoa, Chordata, Aves, Rheiformes, Rheidae. The record is from RefSeq and is a predicted model, not a curated record.